Molecule: messenger RNA, 3482 nt
Organism: Anolis carolinensis (green anole)
Lineage: Eukaryota; Metazoa; Chordata; Lepidosauria; Squamata; Anolidae
Gene: plk4
Product: polo like kinase 4
Exons: 16
Coding region: 177-3071 (964 amino acids)
Biological process (GO): mitotic spindle organization; protein phosphorylation
Cellular component (GO): nucleus; centrosome; kinetochore
Molecular function (GO): protein serine/threonine kinase activity; protein binding; ATP binding
Source: RefSeq, a predicted model, not a curated record
AAGGCGCACGUAACGUCCCAUUCAGGCGGUUUUUUCAAAAUGGAGCCCCGCAAGGAGGGGGUGUCUCCCCGGCCCCCGUAGCGGGGAGGGAGAGGCCUGUGGAUCGGCGGCGCCCCGCGCGGGGAGGCUUGGAUUAAUGCGAGCGUGAGGAGAAAAACAAUAAAAGGGCCGCCGCCAUGGCGACCUGCAUCGGCGAGAAGAUUGAGGAUUUCAAGGUGGGGAACCUGCUGGGUAAGGGCUCCUUUGCAGGAGUCUAUAGAGCGGUAUCCCUGAAAACAGGCCUGGAGGUGGCCAUCAAAAUGAUUGAUAAAAAGGCAAUGCACAAAGUUGGAAUGGUACAGAGAGUUCAAAAUGAAGUAAAGAUACAUUGUCAGUUAAAACAUCCCUCUAUACUUGAGUUGUACAAUUACUUUGAAGAUAGUAACUAUGUGUACCUCAUAUUAGAAAUGUGCCAUAAUGGAGAAUUGAGCAGAUAUUUAAAGAACAGAAAGAAGCCUUUCUCUGAAGAAGAAGUUCGGCAUUUCAUGCAUCAGAUUAUUACAGGAAUGUUGUAUCUUCAUUCCCAUGGAAUAUUGCAUCGAGACCUCACACUCUCUAAUCUGUUACUCACCAACAAUAUGAAUAUCAAGAUUGCCGACUUUGGACUUGCAACCCAAUUGAAUAUGCCACAUGAAAAACAUUACACAAUGUGUGGGACUCCUAAUUACAUUUCUCCAGAAAUAGCAACAAGAAGUGCACAUGGCCUUGAGUCCGAUGUCUGGUCUUUAGGCUGUAUGUUUUAUACUCUCCUGGUUGGGAAACCACCUUUUGAUACGGAUACAGUAAAGAACACCUUGAACAAAGUGGUGUUAGCAGACUAUGAAAUGCCAGUAUUUUUAUCCAGUGAAGCUCAAGAUCUUAUUCACAAAUUACUUCGCAAAAACCCAGUAGAUCGUUUAAGCCUUUCAUCUGUGUUGGAUCAUCCUUUUAUGUUAAAGUGCAGCUCAGGAAGAAGUAAAGACCUGGGAAAUGUAGAAGACUCAAUGGACAGUGGAAAUGCCACAAUUUCUACAGCUUUUACUUCCUCCCCCAGUGUCAGCACAAGUGGCUGUUUAAAGGAAAAGAAAAGACUUUUAGUGGGGCAGCCACUUCCCAACAAAAUGACAAUUCUUCCUAAAAAUAAGAAUUCUAGUGAUGUCUCAUCUGGUUGUGAAAGUACAUCUCAUAGUAACUGGGGAGUUCCUGCAAAAGAAAUUGCUACUGGUAGGGGAAGAGCAAUGCAUCUGAUGGAGGAAAGACCACAUUCACGCUACCUCAGGAGGGCACACUCCUCUGACAGAUCAGGCACAAACUACAGUCGAGGGGAAGCACAUCAUGUGGAAAGAUGCCAUUCUCUGGAGGUCCUUUCAAAAGCCAGAGGAGGGCCAAUAGAAAACAUGAAGGAUUUCUCACCUGCAAAUAGUCAUGGUGACAUUCCUUCCAUAUUUAAAGAAAAACUCCCUACUAGUUCUGGCUCGAUGGAAAAAGAACUUUCUCCACCUGUAAAGGAUCAAAUUCGUUCAAAUUAUCUCUGCCCAAUGAAACCCAGUGUUGGUUUAUUAGGGAUGAAGUCCCAAACUGAAACAAUGGAGCAGUGGCUUGGAAAUAUGCAACUGAAUGCUCAGAUUUCGGAAUCUUCAUAUAACACAAAUGGAAAUUUUCAGUUCCAUCUUAAUGUGCCUCAAGAUACACUGAAAAAUACAUGGAAUGGCUUAAAAGGGAAAAGGCCUCCUGGGUAUACACAGUCAACGGUGACGCCAGGGGGACCACUGGACACAAAAAAAUACACUGUUGGACUUCUAUGUGAAGGUGAAACGGCUCUGCCAUCAUCCGCAUUUGAUCACCACCUUGUGUCAGAAAUUGCAAACAGGGCCAAAGAGCCACAAUAUGGACACCCAAAACCUACUCUGCGAAGUAUUGUAUCUCCCCUGAGUGCUCACAGAUUAAAACCAAUCAGGCAGAAAACAAAAAAUGCUGUGGUGAGUAUUCUAGAUACAGGAGAAGUUUGCAUGGAAUUUCUGAAAGAAUAUAAUUUGCAGGAGUUUGUAAAAGAAGUUCUGAGGAUUUCUUGUGAGGGAAGUGUGAUCACUGUUUACCACCCAAAUGAAGGUAGAGGCAUUCCUCUUAAUGAUAGACCACCACUACCUCCUAAAGACAUCAGCGUAUAUACAUUUGACAACUUGCCAGAGAAGUACUGGAAGAAGUAUCAGUAUGCUGCCAAAUUUGUGCAGUUGGUAAGAUCCAAAACUCCCAAAGUUACUUUCUAUACAAGAUACGCCAAAUGUAUGUUGAUGGAAAAUUCUCCCCCUGCAGAUGUGGAAAUAUGCUUUUAUGAUGGAGCAAAAAUCCAUAAGACAGCAGGUAUAAUUCGAGUCAUAGAAAAAUCUGGCAAAGCCUACACAAUAAAGGAAGAAAAUGAAGUGGGAUUACAGAAGGAUAUGCAGAUAUAUGUGGAUCAUGCAAAUGAGGGGCAUCGCAUUUGCCUUGCACUGGAAUCUGCCAUUUUGGCAGAAGAAAAGAGUGAAAGUGUUCUAUUUUUCCCCAUUAUUGUUGGAAGGAAACCAGGAAACCCUGAGUCUCCAAAGGCUUUGGUAUCACCACCUCCUUUACAAGAUACAUGUUCGGUGGUGCAAACAACCUCCAUGAAGAGAGGUCCUGCUGCCAGAUCAGACUCUUCAAGUGAGGUAUCCAGCAUUCAUCCACCUAUGUCUUCAUAUGGAGGUUCUGCAUUCACAGCAGAUGUGACUGAAUCAAAGAGCUCAACUGGACUCCCAAAUGAGCGUACUGGAAAUUCACCUCAACUAUUGAAGUCGAUCUUUGUCAAGAAUGUUGGCUGGGCUUCUCAGCUAACUAGUGGAGCUGUAUGGGUUCAAUUCAAUGACGGAUCCCAGUUGGUAGCUCAGGCUGGCAUUUCAUCCAUCACAUACACAUCUCCAGCAGGUGACACAGUCAAGUAUGGUGAAAAUGAGAAAUUGCCAGAGUACAUCAAAGAGAAAUUGCAUUGUUUAUCUUCCAUUCUGGUGAUGUUUGCCAAUCCAGUUGGCCCUCACUGACAUUGUUUUGAUACAGAGCCUUUUUGGAAAGGUUAAUAGGAAAUACAGUGAAAAAUGAAAGAAGCAGAGCUUAUUCAACAUAGUUCUUCCAUCUUGGCUGGAGUUACAUGUGAUGGAGUUGGGUGUGUGAGGGUUAGGUUUUAAAAGCAUCAACUUUUGGUAAUAUUGUUUUAUAAAAGAUUGCAGGAAAUUGCUGUGACUAAGCAAUCUCAUUUCUAAUGCAGUGUGUCUGAACUGUAUAUAUGUGUGUGUUUUCCACUUGUCUUACAACUGUGCCUGUAAAUAACUUAUAUUUUACUUUUGGCUUGUAUGUAAAAUGUAUUGUUUUAUAAUUGUUUUAUAUUUUCAUAACUUUUUCUAAUGAAAUAUCCCUGCAAACGCUUAAAAAAUAAAUGCAGUGGUAACUGUUUA